GGGAGCCGCGGAGACACACACAAGCGUCGGACACACAGACACGCGCACACACAGACCCGAUGACCAAAUUCUCCUACUCCGAGUAUUUAUCGCAGUUUCGUAACGCGGGAAAUAAAUGUGGUCAGACGGAGUCGCGACUGAGAGACGACGAUGGAGGCGGCGAGGACGGUGACCCGGCGGUCGCUGCCGUCAGGAGCGGAGACUUGGCGGCCGUCCAGCGGCUGCUGCCUCACCGCCUGACGAGGGAGAACAAAGAUGGGUGGAUCCUCCUGCACGACGCUGCUUUCUGCGGACAAAGCGAGUGUCUGAAGAGUCUGCUGGCAGCUCAGCCAAGCUCCGUGGACAAGAGGACCCUCCAGGAGCAGACCCCGCUUCUCUUGGCCGUGUCAUGUGGUCACUUGUCAUGUGCCCGGGUCCUCCUAGAGGCCGGCGCCGACCCGGACAUCAGCAACAAGAACAAAGAAACGCCUCUAUACAAAGCGUGCGCGUCAGAGAAUGCAGACAUGGUGGACCUCCUACUCUCGUUCGGGGCCUCGGUGAACCAGAGGUGCUGUCAGGGGUGGACGGCUCUUCAUGAAGCCGUCUCCAGGAACAACACCGAAAUCUGCGAGGUUCUGAUCCGAGGUGGCGCCGAUGUGAAUCCGGCCAACACCUACAGCGUCACGCCUCUGAUCACAGCGGCGCGUCGAGGACACAUGGGGGCGCUGAAGUACCUGAUCGGAAAAGGAGCUGACGUCAACUUGCAGACAUGCGAUGGCGUCACCGCGCUGCAUGAGGCCGCCAAACAUGGACACCAGGAAGUGGUGGCCGAGCUGCUGAGGAACAACGCUGACGCUAACACUGCCACUGACGGGGGAUUCCUGCCGCUACACGUGGCAGCGCAGCACGGUCACCACCAGAUCGUGUCCCAGCUGGUCCCCGUGACGAGUCGGACCAGACUUCGGCACAGCUGCGUCACCCCUCUUCACCUCGCCGCGGAACACGACAGCCGCACGGCGGCAGCUGUUCUGCUGAAGACCGGGUCGGAUGUCAACGUCAGCCUGGCCCACCACAGCUCCCUCCAGUACACUGACCGACGGCGGACGCCACUCAGUUUCGCCGCCGCCAAUGGCAAUGCAGAGAUGGUGGACCUGCUGCUGGACGCCGGGGCCCUACUGACCCUUGACCCGGUCAGUCCUCUGCUCCUGGCGGUGCGUCGGGGCUGCCUCAGAACGGUGACCCGACUGCUGGAGCGCGAGGCAGACGUGAACGUCAGGGUCUUGACUCACAACACCACGUUCCCAGCUGCCAUCGCUCUGUGCGCCGACAAUCCUCCGCUGCUGCAGCGCCUCCUAGCGUACAGCUGCGACGCUCGCUCCUGCUUCACGUGCAGAUACGGCACCAAACCUCACCCAGAGAAAGGCCAUGAAAACCCUCACAACAUCCUACCUCCAAACACAAGCCGGUCCACAGAUGAACCCACUCAGUUUUGCGAGUGGAUCUCGUCGCCAGCCGUGAGCAAACGCGCCGGCCCAGUCCUCGACCUGCUGCUGGACCACGUGGACCAGGUUCAGCCAUGUAGCAGACUCACUCAGGUCCUGAGUGCCCGAGAAGACUGGGCAGCGGUUCUGAACAAGACAACAUCUCCUCGCCCACUGCUCCACCUCAGCAGGAUAACAGUCCGGCGUCAGGUGGGGCGUCACAGACGCCUCCUCAGCCUCCCACUGCCCGACAGACUCAUCCGCUACCUCACCUUCUCUGAUCUCCAAAGUGACACCGACGUCACAGACGCAAAUAGCUCCUUCUUUUUUUAGCCGCUUCAAAGCUGGCGUGUGUCCACUUGAUCUAUUUAUAAGAGGCCUGAUGUGAAGUCCGUUUGUUCCGCGGCACCGCACCAAACCGUGGAAAUAAACCUGGAGAGUAGGAAUCCAUCCUCUUUGACGCUGACCCACAUUCUAUUCUGAUGAUUCUAAAAGUAGAAAUCUUUAGCUUCGUUCACACCCACAAACUCAGAGUAGUCAGAGACACGGACGCGUUCACACACGCACAAUAAUCUGACUCAGGUCGGCUUUUAUAAAGGGAGUCAUAAUGUUACAGCCGCUGUGAUUAUCCAUUUAACAGAUUUCAUUUGAUAAUACUUUUUGAACAAUUGUUGACUUCAAAUUUCAGUAUUUCAUUUUUACUUUUUUCAUUUUGACAUUUUAAUCUCAGAAUAUUUGACAUUUGAUCUUGUUGCUCAUUUUAAUGUAUAUAUUUCCCAGUUUCUUUACUUUUAUUUUUUAUUUGAUAUAUUGGUAUU
Molecule: messenger RNA, 2278 nt
Organism: Synchiropus splendidus (mandarinfish)
Lineage: Eukaryota; Metazoa; Chordata; Actinopteri; Syngnathiformes; Callionymidae
Gene: asb2b
Product: ankyrin repeat and SOCS box containing 2b
Exons: 8
Coding region: 60-1793 (577 amino acids)
Biological process (GO): intracellular signal transduction
Molecular function (GO): protein binding
Source: RefSeq, a predicted model, not a curated record